AGAGCUGGCCUCCGAAGCCAACUCUUAACCAACGCGCCACGUAGCCAGCCCGGUGCUUCCCCAUUCUUCAUUUCCUGGCCACCUUCAGUCUUUCCCAGACUCCUCCAAAAGCAUUUUGCCUAAGAAACACUGAAGUUUUUAACUCUGGUAAAAGUUCAUGGCAGCAUUCUAGUUCCCAGGCUGUCUGACUUGUCGCGUUCAACAUCCCCAACGGUGUUACCUACUCAUGUCCUCACUAAUCUGGUGUAGAGAGAAACUGAAAGCUACCGUGGAAGUGAAUGUUGGGAGGGUUUGAAGAAAGUCAGGAAUCGGUUCGUAGAGAGCACCGAGCCCCGAAACUAGAAGGGCUGAAGAGGGAGAAGCGAGGGGCAGGGCCCUCGCUGUGAGGGGCAGGAGGUACAAACGCGGGGCUUGGCCUUGGUCCAGACUUUCCAGUCUGGUGUAAUGAACGGUGUGAUCUGCGCGGCGUUUGGGCCCCACCUGUGUCUGGCGAGGGGCAGGACCCGCCAAUGGUAAGGACCGUCCCACUCAGGCAGCCAAUGGGCGGGAGGAGGAGGGCCUUCGGCUGGCCGGGACGGACAGGCGCUCCGACCCGCGGUCGGUCCCCGGCGCUCGCUGGAGGCUCCACGAUGACUGCUCUGAGCUUGGGCGAAGCCGCCGAGGCGGGCAGUGUGUUUCAGCCACGGCAGUGUCCCUAGAUCCGCAGCCUUAUCAGGACAGCUGAGGGGCUGAUCUAAUGGAUGGACAUGGAGGAAUGACUUACAACUACCCUACUGAUCACAAGCAAAGGGGCUGCUUUCAGUGUGAAGCAACCAACAGAUGCAUGGAAAAACGGCUUCUCUGAAGAGCCCUGUGUCCUGCACAGAGAAGCUAGACGGGGUUCAGGCACCCCUGAACUCCAGUCUGCAGUGCCCACAAGGCUUGAAGGGCGAAGAGAUAACGAAGUGCAGCCGAGAAGGGCCCCAGCCCGUGUGUUUGCAGACACUACUGAGUAAAUACAACCAGCAGUACCACAAGCUGUUCAAGGACAUCCCCUUGGAGGAGGUGGUUCUCAAAGUGUGCUCCUGUGCUCUCCAGAGGGACCUCCUUCUCCAGGGCCGGCUCUACAUCUCCCCCAACUGGCUCUGCUUCCACGCCAGCCUCUUUGGCAAGGAUAUCAAGGUAGUCAUUCCUUUGGUGUCUGUGCAAAUGAUCAAAAAACACAGAUUGGCACGGCUCCUUCCCAAUGGCCUGGCCGUCACCACCAACACCAACCAGAAGUAUAUUUUCGUGUCACUGAUGUCCCGGGACAGUGUAUAUGACAUGCUGAGGAGGGUCUGCACUCACCUACAGCCUUCCAGCAAGAAGAGUCUGAGUGUAAGAGAAUUUCCAGAGGAACCCGAGUGCGAGUCUUUGGAAGUCCUCAUCCCUGAGAUGAAGUGGAGAAAAGUGUGCCCUGCCUCCAGAUCCCUGUCCCUCCAAGCCAACAUCCCUUGUAUCCCUCGGACAUCCAUGGACUCCAUGGAAGGCUUCUUCCCUUCCAGGAAACUUCCAGGGCCUGAGGAUGCUGUCUGUGAGGAGACACUGGAGGAGGAGCCCAGGGGUGAUGAGGAGUGGAGGCUGUGGGAUUACUGGCUCCUCAAGGUCUUCUUUGUGCUGAUCUGCCUCUUGGUCAUGUCCUCGUCCUACCUGGCAUUCCGCAUCUCCCAGCUGGAACAGCAGUUAUGCUCCCUGAGUUGGGAUGGCCCAGCCCCUGGGCACAGGUAACAGCCACUGGGCCUUUGCAUCCAUUCCUCCAAGAAGAAUGCUCUGGGUGCUAGGUUCCGUCAACAGCCCUGUUGGAUUUAUGCUGCUGCUAUGCUGGGACUGACUAGGAAGGAAAAUAUUCCAGAUUCCUCCUCCUCCCCCAACUCUUCUCCCUCUUCCAAUGAGUGGUCUGAAGUACCUGUUUACAAAGCUCCUACAAUUUUUGGACUCGGACAAAAAGCCAGGUUUUUGGAACCAGCUGAGGAAUUCUGUACACUAAGCUUCAGCAACCACUUAAAUGAAAAAAAUAAUAACUUGCUCCUUGGAAACAGUUUUGGCGCACCGGCAGAGCACGAGGGGCCGCUCCAAGAGACAAAGGCCAUGGAACGCAGCUCUCUGACUGUCACAUGGCUCACUCCGGUGGUGCAGUGGUGGGACAGAGGCCAGAACCCAAACCACCAGUGUGGGCUCUGCACUCCCACUGUGUGCUGAGAGUCUCUGUUCUGGGGCCCACAGGGCUUCUCUGCAGGGAUCCGGGCACCUACCUGUCAGGCCAAGGGUAGACUAGAGGGGGGUGGGGAGUAAGCUAUGAAUGAGGCGAGGAGGGCUUGUGGCCAGCAUUCUAGCAAGAGAGGAGUAUUCAGGCUCUGUGCUGAGGCUCUGUUCCAGCCCCAUAUGAGGAGGCUGGCUGAACCUGAGAGGACACUUCUGCAGCAGGGGACAGUGGUGAGGGCUGUGAAGAAGAACAGAGGCCUAGCAUUCCAUAUCCUCAGCUACCAUUUCCUAGUGAAACAGGGAGCAGGGACUUUGAUCACAGACGGGUACUGCGUCUCUCCCUGGUGUGCUCAAACGUUUCCAAGGUGCCACAGGUGGAAAGUAGGUGUGACAAGGAUGGUGGCUUUGAUCUGAGGUCUUGCUUUGUACUCCCUGCCUGACUGCCUAGAUCUCAGAUAUGGCCGACAGCAGCCGGCCAGGGGGCAUGGCUGGGUAGCUAAGCAUGAUGAUGUUGGGCCACCAUAGGGCAGGGUUCACUCCUGUCACCUGCAGCUAUUCCAUGGGCUCUGUUCUCCAUGAAGAAGGUGGGGAUGUCCAAAGUGGGUCUGGUACAGUGCAGGACCAAGCCGGGGGGUCUGUCUGAUACCUCUGGGGACAGGAGAGGAGAGGUAGGAGGUUGGAAGAGUAGACACAGUGGUGGCUUCGCUGUAGAGAUUCCUCCUUCUCUGUCAAGGUCUUCUCUAUUCUGAAAAGCUUUUCCAUGCCUCAGAACUCUGGCCUGCCAUACCUGGGAUUCCUGUCUGCUAAGACAGUGCCUUUGGAGGUUCUGAAAGAACCUAGUGAGGAGGCCAGUGGUAUCAGGGAAAGGCACUCACGAUGGGGUGGAUGGUGUCAGAAUAGCGACUGUUUUCCCCUCUUCAGACAACUGAGAGGUUAAGCAGGGAGAAAUCCAGGUAGAAAUAAUUGAUCAUGGAGCCAUGAUUGUCCUGUUUAUGACAAAACCCAAAAGAGGAUUGGGGGGACUGACAGUUGGUGACAACACCCUAAGCUCAGACUGGGGGUAUCUUCAUCCUCUCCCCAUGCCAGGUUCCAGGGUUACAUUUAGAGCCUGGCCUUGUGGGUUGCUUGCGCCAAAUCUGUAUGUCUCAGGUGAAACUCACUGUUCUGUUCUCCCUACAGUGCCACACUGGAUGAGUACCCAUCCUUUUUGGGAGCCAGUCCCCUUCAUUAUUCCUUUCCAUCAUAUUUCCAGGGAAAUAAUCCUCCUUGCCCCAGUGCCUCCCAUCCCUGGUCCUUGCUAAAGAGUAGGGAGAACAGACCCAUUCUCUGAGCCUUGCUAAGUUGAACCAGAGGCCAGGAGAGGUGCCAAGUCAUAGGUGACUGUGCCAAAUGCUGAUGAAUGCAGUGUCCAGCCAUGCCCCAGCCUCGGAAAGGACAGGAGGCAGCUGUAGGGCCGGUGGCUUUGGAAGCCCUCUUAGGGUCCAGAGCUUUGAGUGGUACAGGUGUGCCUGUCCCUCUGGAGGGCCUGCUCUCUGUUUCCCCCUUUUGUCCCCCAGCCUGGUCCUCUGGGGCCAGUGUGCCUUCUGCUGUGCUCAUUUAUAAACUAUGUGUAUUUAUUCAGACCUGCUUGCAUUGGCUGAUGCUCCUCUAAUUCCCUGAGAAUUUGGUUCAACUAUCCUUGGGUUGUUCCACUAUGGCAUUAGCCUUUGAAAAUAUUUUUAAAUAAAAAAGCAAUUUUUCUAUUGUC
Hipposideros armiger (great roundleaf bat) is the source of this 3967-nucleotide messenger RNA. RefSeq names its product GRAM domain containing 2A (gene GRAMD2A). The record is from RefSeq and is a predicted model, not a curated record. The transcript has 13 exons. Bases 820 to 1746 code for a protein of 308 amino acids. Gene Ontology annotation, molecular function: phosphatidylinositol-4,5-bisphosphate binding. Gene Ontology annotation, biological process: regulation of store-operated calcium entry. Gene Ontology annotation, cellular component: organelle membrane contact site; endoplasmic reticulum membrane. Lineage: Eukaryota; Metazoa; Chordata; Mammalia; Chiroptera; Hipposideridae.